Messenger RNA from Stegastes partitus (bicolor damselfish), 7560 nucleotides. Its product is annotated as nuclear receptor coactivator 3-like. The record is from RefSeq and is a predicted model, not a curated record. Gene Ontology annotation, cellular component: nucleus. Lineage: Eukaryota; Metazoa; Chordata; Actinopteri; Pomacentridae. Gene Ontology annotation, molecular function: protein dimerization activity; nuclear receptor binding. The transcript is spliced from 22 exons. Gene Ontology annotation, biological process: cellular response to hormone stimulus; positive regulation of transcription by RNA polymerase II.
UCCAUUGACCAGCCCACAUUGGACCACACCCCCAGAGAGAGGGGAGGGGGGCAUCAGAUCGUCCAUCAUCUUGGCGCCGUCGCAAGGUGCUGAUAUGUGUACACGAUGAGCGGAUUGGGGGAGAACUCCAUGGAGCCUCUGAGCUCAGAAAACCGGAAACGCAAGCUCUCCACUUGCGACACGCCUGGUCUGGGGUGUGAGAGGAAGCGACGAGAACAGGAGAGCAAAUACAUUGAAGAGCUGGCGGAGCUGAUCUCGGCCAACCUGAGCGACAUCGACAGCUUCAACGUCAAACCAGACAAAUGUGCCAUCCUCAAAGAGACGGUGCGGCAGAUCCGCCAGAUCAAAGAGCAGGGAAAAGCUUCAUCCAACGAUGAUGACGUUCAGAAGUCAGACGUGUCGUCAACUGGUCAAGGGGUCAUCGACAAGGACCACCUGGGGCCGCUUCUGCUGCAGGCUCUGGACGGUUUCCUGUUUGUGGUGAACCGGGAGGGCAGCAUCGUGUUUGUGUCGGACAACGUGACGCAGUACCUGCAGUACAAACAGGAGGAGCUCAUCAACACCAGUGUGUACAACAUUCUCCAUGAGGACGACAGGGAGGAGUUUCACAAGAACCUGCCCAAGACCAACAUAAAUGGAGUGUCGUGGGGAAACGAGGCAGCGCGACAGAAGAGUCACACCUUCACUUGCCGGAUGCUGGUCAAAUUUGGCCAUGGCCACGGCCCCAUGGAGGAGGGGCCAGGAGGGCCACGCUACGAGACCAUGCAGUGUUUUGCUCUUACCCAGCCCAAGGCCAUGAUUGAGGAAGGAGAAGACCUUCAGUCAUGCAUGAUCUGUGUGGCCCGUCGAGUGACAGCCAUGGAGAGAACGGAGAGUUUCAAUACCCGGCACGAGCUCUCAGGUAAACUGAUUCAGAUCGACCAGAACUCUCUACGAGCUUCGAUGCGUCCCGGCUGGGAGGAUUUGUUGAGGCGCUGCAUUCAGAUGUUCCUUCAGCACAGUGAUGGGCAGCCCUGGUCGCACAAACGCCACUACCAUGAGGUGUUUCGGGGUGUUUAAUCUGUCCUUUUAUCUGCCUGUGCAGCCUUUCUGCAGGGUCACGCUGAGACGCCCCUGUACCGCUUCUCCCUAUCUGACGGCACUCCAGUCACAGCGCAGACCAAGAGCAAACUGUACCGUCACCCCAUGAGCAACGAGCCGCAAGGCUUCAUCUCCACUCACCUACUACAGAGGGAACCGAAUGGUUACCGCUCAGCACCAGGUGGGAACAUGAUGCCGAACGCUAUGCGACAGCAGGGCAUGGGAGGCCCCAACCCAAAUGCCCAAAUGAAUGUGAACACCAGUGGGGGGAUGGGGAUGGGGGGCAUGAGUGGCAUGAACAGGGGCUUCGGCAUGAAUGAGCAGGGCCACAUGGGUCACAUGGGUCAGAUGGGAGGCGGCUCCAUGUACGGAGGGAGUGGUGGAGGAGGAAGCGGAGGUGGAGGAAUGGGUAACCGCAUGAUGCAGAUGAAUCAGAUGGGCCAGAUGAACCAAGUAGGACACAUGAAUCAGAUGAAUCAGAUGGGUCCCAUGAAUCACCCAGGUCAAGGCAUGCAGCAGCACCAACAGCAACCUCCAUUCCAGAGCAGCGGUGGAUUUGGGCUCAGUGGCAUGAACAGCCCCUCGGGGAGCCCCAGAAUGGGCGGACCCCAGCAGGGACUCCUGAUGUCACCCCGGAACCGAGGGAGCCCAAAAAUGGGCGCCAACCAGUUCUCGCCUGGAGGAAUUCACUCUCCUCUGAGCGGCAUUGGAAGUGGUGGAGGAAGUGGAGGCAGCUCCACUACCUUCUCCAGCAGCUCCUUAAAUGCAUUACAAGCCAUCAGUGAAGGAGUAGGAAGCUCACUCCCCUCCACCCUAACAUCUCCUUCGCCAGCCCACAAACCAGACAGCUCUCCCAGCAUCCACUCCUCCUCCUCCUCCUCCCAACCCAGUCAGCCAUCCAAACCAGGCCAAGAUGGCUCCAAAAGCCCAGCAGGAGGCUUAGGGCCCGGAUCCAGCGACCAUCACCACCCCAUGCACCAUCACCACCAUCAUCAGCAUCCUCAGGCUGAGAGUUCUGGAGACCGACCAGACAGCCAGGCAACAACAGGGACUAAAGAGUCUGGAGAGGGAAGCAAUGAGGCGGGGGUGGCGAGCUCUGAACCCCCACGGAGGGUGCCAGACAGUAAAGGCCACAAGAAGUUGCUGCAGUUGCUGACUUCCCCCACUGAGGAGCUGGGAAUAGGUGGCAGCGGGCCAACAGGGCCGCCUGUACCACCCCAACAAACCAGCAGCAGCACUCCGGCAGGCGACAGUAAAGAUAGCACUGGCGGCAUGACGAGCCCCUCAUCCACUGGGGUGUCCUCCUCUUCUUCAGCCAGUGCUAAUCCUGGCCAGGCGACCGGGCCAGGGGGCGUGUCGGCAUCGAUAUCAUCAGCCCACUAUACGGGCUCACUGCAAGAAAAGCACAAGAUCCUCCACAAGCUUCUUCAAAACGGCAAUACUCCAGAUGAAGUUGCCAAAAUCACAGCCGAGGCUACAGGAAAGGUGUCACUCGGUGGGCAGGAAGGUGGUGAGGCGGGAGCAGGGGGCUCAGGGGCCGGGUCAGGCCCUGGGGGGAUUAUGGACCCUAAACAGGAACAGCAUAGCCCCAAGAAGGAGAAGACCCAUGCCCUCCUCCACUACCUUCUCAACAAGGAUGAUUCCAAAGAGCCAGUCGAUGUCAAGCCCAAACUAGAAGAGCUGGAGGGGAAGGGACCCCCAGGAGCUGGCGGUGGCGCACCACGGACUGGCCCUGGAUCUGGGCCCGGCCCUGCACCCGAACAUCCAGAGAGCAAAAUCAAGUCAGAACCACCAGAUGAUUUGCACAACCUGGAGUCCAUCCUUGGAGAUCUGAGAGGUUCAAGCUCCGACUUUUAUCCAGAUCAGGCUGGAGGUGGAGGGGCCAAUGACACAGGAAACAAAUCCCAGGGUUGCCUUGACGACAGCCUGCAGGGGAGUCCAGGAAUGGGUCCGGGACCUCGAGGCCCUUUCCAGAGGGCCAUGUCUAUGGAUGGGAAGCCUCCUGGUGGGCCUGGAGGAGCAGGUAGACGCCCCAUGCUUAUCAAGCAGGAGAACAUGAUGGGCAGCCCAGAUGGCUACCCAGGAAACAUGGGACCAAUGAAUAGAGGCAUGGUUCCCCAGAGGUCUCCCAUGGGAGGUUCAGGGGACUGGGGAAUGCCCCGCUCUAGUGCCAGCCCUGUGGGCUCAGCAGGACACCCAUCCAUGAUGCGCUCAGGCAUGGAGUACAACAAUGGCAAGGCCAUGAUGUCAGGAUCCAUGGUCAGCCGCUCCAACAGUGUACCAGGCACCAGAUCAAUGUUGCAGCAGCAGCUCAUGGAUAUGGGAGGCUCGGCUGACAUGGGCAUGGGCAUGAGCCCCUUUGGCCAGCAGGGCCAACCCAACCAAUCCCCUUCCUGGCCAGACACCAUGAUGGGCAUGGAAGGCAACAGACGCCAGUUUGGCAACACCUUGGAUGAUCUUCUAGUUCCUCCCACCACCAGCGAGGGUCAGAGCGAUGAGCGGGCACUAUUAGACCAGUUGGACUCUCUGCUGAAUAAUACAGAUGGCAUCGCUUUGGAGGAGAUUGACCGAGCUCUGGGCAUCCCAGACCUCGUCAGCCAGACGCAGGGAGCAGAGCAGCAGCUGGAGCCUUUUCCUGGGCAGGAUCCAUCCAUGGUGCUGGACCAGAAGCCGCUGUAUGGGCAGGGAUAUCCCGGACCCCCCACCAUGCCUAUGCAGUCCGGCUAUGGAGGGAACCCCAUGCAAGGUCAGGCCCAGCAGGGUGGCUUUGGGCCCAUUCUCUCACAAAUGGGCCAAGGCGGCAGCUUCCCUGGUAUGGGUGGAAUGGGGGGCAUGGGGCAUCCUCGUGCCAACAUGAUGAGACCCAGGAUGAUGAGUGCCAACAAGCCCAUGAGACUUCAGCUGCAACAGAGGCUGCAGGGGCAACAGUUUAUGAAUCAGACGCGACAAGGCAUGGCCAUGAAGAUGGAGAACCCGGGAGGCAACCCUGGCAUGAGGCCCGGCAUGCAGCCCGGCAUGGGAGGACAGCCGGGCUUCAUAAACGCUCAGAUGAUGGCUCAGCGCAGCAGGGAGAUGGUCACCAUGCAGAUGAGGAGGCAGCGCAUGAUGAUGCUGAUGCAGCAGCAACAGCAGCAGCAGGCGGCAGCAGCCGCUGCUGCAGCUGCAGGAGGCUUCAGUCCACCUCCAAACGUCACUGCUCCUGGCGGCAUGGACAACCCCAUGGGAGGGCCAAACAUGGGCCAGCCAGGCCCCCAGCAGUUUGGCUAUGGAGGAAACUAUGGGAUGGGCCAGCAGGGAGAACCCUCUUUUGGCCCAUCAGGUGGCAGCCCUCCUAAUGCCAUGAUGCCUGGUCGCCUGGGGCCACAAAACCCCAUGAUGCAACAGCACCCGCAGGGUGGUCCCAUGUACCAGGGCGCUGAUAUGAAAGGAUGGUCGCAGGGAGGGAUGGGGCGCAACAGCAGUUCAUACCCUCAGCAGCAGUUUGGGCAGCAGGGACCUCCAGGGCAGCAGCAGUUUGUGCAACAGGGGAAUCCAGGGCAGUACGGAGGCAUGAUGAUGAACGGGGGCAUGCCGAGCAGUGGUGGAGGAGGUCACAUGGGCCAGAUGGGGGGGCAGAUGGGUAUGAACCCGAUGGUGAUGGGACGCAUGCCUAUGGGGCCUGAUCAGAAAUACUGCUGAAGGUCGGGACCGAAGCGUUUGUCUCACUGUGAUCUCCAUUCAGAGAUGGUAGAUGACUGCAGCACUGAGGUUUGUGGAGUGGAGCAGGAGGCGUGUAGUGCUGCACUCCCACCAGACGGGGGAGCGAACUUCCCUUUGGACUCACGGCCAGUAAUGUCAGUCUGGCAUCCCGAGGAAAAAAAGACAAGACCGACUGUCACACGAAAACACAGCGUUCCUAAAAACUCAGCAACACUGUGACUUCUUUACACACAUAAAGACAUAAAGAUGGUCAGACAGCACCCCUGUGAUUCCUCUCAUAGACUGUAGUGUGAUAUUCCUCUCUUUAUGAGCGGUGUUGCGUGCCUCAGUAAGUGCACACCGCUCUGCUGGACCAAACGCUGAUGGUGGACAGACACUCGGACAAACGUCGCUAAGACAUCCUCUCCUUUGUCGAAUGUACCAUGAAGCUGUAUUACACUUUUUAAACGCGGGAUUCCUCUCUUGCUCCUGGAACUCCGUGGGUUUUUUUUUCCUCCGCCGUCUCUUCGCUGCUCCUGGAGGAUCUCUGUAAACGCGGUUCUCGAUGACGAGCCAUCAGAUUGUGACACUCACAUGAAUGUCAUUAAAGCAGUAGCACAUUGUUUCGUCCUCCAGGGCGCCGCCGGGCUAAAGUACGACUGAAUUACUUUGUUGGCUGAUUGCACUUUAAGGAAAAGCCAACAUCAAAAGGAUUGUGGCAAUAUAGAGGCCUUUUUACCCAAGAAUCAAAGCAUAGCAGCAGACAUUUUACUGUUUAUUUUUGUGUGCGUGUUCUCCAAAAUUUUUUUUCCUCUCUGAAGAAGAAAAAGAAAAAAAAGAGGGGGGGCUGUUGAUUGGAAAUGUGUAAACUUGAUGAUCUUUGCUCUGAAGCGGGAACCAGUAGAAAGGCAGUAAGCACAGAUUUUAUCCAACGCUCUCAUCGACAGAUUUAUUACAACCGGAGACAUUUUUAAGUCGUUUUAAAAUCACUCUUGAAGCAAACACUAUUCUAUAAGGAUCAAAACUCCACUUAUAUUUCUACAGAUUGGUGAGGUGGUCAUUUUAAUCAUUCAAGAGGUAAUUUUUAACUCAGAUAUUUUGGUUACCUUGCACCAGUUUACAGUGUGAGUGCAGAACUAAAAUCGAUUGCCACUUAUGAAAUUACAUGCAGAUUUGGUCACACUGGAGGAGCAAAGCGUUUCAGUGUCGACAUGCAGAUCUUUAGCAAUAAUCCUUCCUCCUGGUUUUCCUCUGAGGACAAAGCUGAAGCAUCGUUUACCUAAAGCGACGGUACUGCAGUAUUAGACAUGAUGUCUUGUUUUGAGCUCCCCCUUUUUUGUCUGUGAAUAUGAAUUGUAAAUACGCUUCAAAUGUACUAUAUAUAAAUAUAUAUAUGCUUUUUUAGGUCACAUACUGUUUUUGCACAGAUUGUAAGGCUUGAUAUUUAAAAGUGUAAUUUUCUUAUUCCGUCAUAGGUCAGCUUUUAUUUUCAGUACUUUAACCAUUGAUUGGAAAGGAAGGGCCUCUUUUUUUUUUUGUUGUCGUUGUUGUAAGCAGUACAUGUAGAUUUUCUUCACACUGCCACUUUUCCUUAUCUCAAAAAGCACUUUUUUUUUUUUUUUUUAAUUUGUGCUCCUCAAAUCAUAAACUUCUCUUUAUUUUUCCCGAGGACAUAGUCUUAGCUACAGAGGUGCUAGUGGGUAAUUUUUUUUUUCUUUUUUAAUAAAUUAUUUUUCUUUUGACAAAAAUUAAAAAAAAAAACAAAAAAAAAACACAAAAUAUGCCUAUACAAAAAGAGUUGACACAUGAUUGUGUUAGGCUUCUAAGGGCCCAGAUGUCUUACCAGUAUGUGGGGUUGAUAUUUUCUGAGCCUCAUGCUUCCAUUUUACGACUCACUCCUGAGGGUUUCUGUGCUUUGAGUUUUGCUUAUUUGGUCGUUUCAGCCUCAGACGCGAGACUUGCGGAAAUCAGUCCCUUUGUGUAACUGUCCAUGUUUGGUUUGUUAGCAAUUGUUUAAUCCUGAUGGAAGCAACGCAAGAAGGAGUUUAAAUCCUCUAAUUAUCUGUCAGUCUUGACAGGUGGUGUUUUGUUUUGGGGUUUUUUUUUUUUCCAGAGUUUUCCUUCGUUUCUGUUGUAUUUCCUGUGAAACUUUCGUGAAGAACUCUACCUUUGAACACAUGCUCAAUCCAAAGAUUUUUGUUUGUCAUUCUGCAGUGCGUAGAAACAGUUCCUGACGUAGAUCGUGCAAGUACUCAUGUGUGCUUUUACUGUUGCACAUAACCUAUAAUAUACAUCGAGCUAAGUAUGUUUAAUUGCAUAUAUUAUACCCCAUCCGUAUGAAAUAGAGUAGAGAUGAGUCUGGUUCUGCUGAGGUGCUUUGAGUUUUUUGUUUGUGAUUGUUUCUUCCUUUCUGUAGACCUUAUGGCCAGUCGAAUUGUGGUGCUGCAAACCUUUAUUUCACAGGAGAAUGAUUUUAAGCUGGAAAGGGAGGUUUCAUUCAUGAUUGAUGUCAUUUAUGUCUCAGAAAUAAUUGCCUGGAGUUGUUUUCUUUCAAAAACUACAGUCUCAAUGAUGAAUACGAAAGACUAAUCUGCAAAUGUUCAAAAAAGAAAAAAAACAGUCUGUUUUGCUUUAAAGGAAAGAAACUCAUCUCAGUGCAUCGCUGGAGCUAAAGAAAAGAGAAAAACACAUCUGGGAAACAUACAGUCAUUGUUACAGGAUGUAUAAUACUGUUGCAUUUUUUUCUUACCUUGUUUCUUGAUGUUAAUAUUGAUGUAAAUACAAAUUUAUAUUUAAACAUUA